CACAGCCGGAAACGGAAGUGGCGGCUCGGGGCCGUCGCAAGCCUUCCGCCGCUGUAGCUCUUUGUGGCUUGGAAGACCCACGGAGAGACAGGAAGCGGAAGUUGCUCAACGGGAAGAAGACGUCGCCUCGUAGUCUGGCGGGGGCUUUUUCGGUUCUAGAGGCGGCAGCGACAGCGGCAGCGGCAGGAACAGACUCUCACCAUGGGCAACACAAGCAGCGAGAGGGCCAGCAUAGAGCGGCAGGGGGGCCACAAGACCCACCGUCGAGACAGCACCGGGGGAGCCAUCACCACCAAGGAGGGGGGGGAGAGGCCCAAGAUCAUGAUGGACAGCCCCGAGGAUGCCGACCUCUUCCACUCCGAAGAGAUCAAGGCUCCAGAAAAGGAGGAGUUCCUUGCGUGGCAGCAUGAUCUAGAAGUGAACGACAGAACUCCCACCCAAGCUCGUCCGACUGUGUUUCGAUGGACAGGGGGAGGAAAAGAGGUUUAUUUAUCUGGAUCCUUCAAUAACUGGACAAAACUACCACUCACAAGAAGCCACAACAACUUUGUAGCGAUCCUGGAUUUGCCAGAAGGAGAACAUCAGUACAAGUUCUUUGUGGACGGUCAGUGGACCUACGAUGCCUCUGAGCCAGUAGUGACCAGCCAGCUUGGCACAAUUAACAACGUCAUUCAGGUGAAGAAAACUGACUUCGAAGUGUUUGACGCUUUAAUGGUGGAUUCCCAGAAGUGCUCCGAUGUGUCCGAGCUGUCAAGUUCGCCGCCAGGACCCUACCAUCAGGAGCCCUAUGCUUGUAAACCAGAGGAACGUUUCAAAACCCCCCCCAUCCUUCCCCCACACCUGCUCCAGGUCAUCCUGAACAAGGACACUGGCAUCUCGUGUGACCCGGCUUUAUUGCCUGAGCCCAACCACGUCAUGCUGAACCACCUGUACGCCCUCUCCAUCAAGGACGGCGUGAUGGUGCUCAGCGCCACCCACCGCUACAAGAAAAAGUACGUCACCACCUUGCUGUACAAGCCGAUAUGAAGCCCCCGGGAGGCUGCGGGCACUGGGGAGCAGCAGAGAGGAUGGCGCGGCAUGACCUGACCCAUCUGCAGCUUCGCACCACAGGAACUACCCCACACGGUCUUCAUUCCACGCUCUUUUUCCACUCGCCCUGCUUGAAGAUCUCCUUUUGGCAAGGCAGCUCCUGAGGAGCCAGGCCGGCCGCUGUGGCCACUGACUGACCAUAAAACCUUCUGGCAUUUACCGUGAUGGGGAGGGCGUAAAGGAAGGCGCAGAAGAUUGGCCGCAGCCCAAAGCAUCAGGGAACCUGUGUGCACGGUCGGAGACAGACGCUCUAACAGGCACCAGGCACCAUCCUAAAAAAUUUGAAUAAGCUCAGCCCAGACCCCAGUUGUGGGCUGCUCUGUCUCAGGUAGCUGGCCCGACGAUAGGGGCUCUCCUUACCAGUGACUUUUGCGUCACUUGUCCAUGGAUGCGACGGUCAGUGCAGACGGUAGGUCUGCCCCUCUUUGGCUGGCGGCAAACUUGCACAGGAAGCUCUGGCCCUGGCCCUCAUGCACACUGAGCAUGCUGUGUUUUAAACCCAAAAUUUCUGGGGUGGGGGGAUGCAUAUAGUAGAGAUGCGAUGACACAGGCUUGUAAGGGCAUUUUCUUUUUUUAAUUGCCAACACUUGGGUGUGGAUCAUGUGAAGAGGGCCCCUCAGGGACCCAUCCCAGCUGCGGCCAGGCUGUCCAGAGGGCCGACCAGUGCACCAUUUCUUCUAGGUCUGGGUGUUGCUUGGACUUGCUUUUAAUCGUCCAGUCGGGCCUAAGGUGACCGGUGACUCUGGGAACCCGUGUAGCUGAGAUCUCAAAACCAGAUGAUCAUGGAAGGCUCCAGCAGGUGCCGGCCAUUUAGCAAAGCUUUUAUUUCUGAAGGGAAUUUAGAUUUUCUGGGGUGGGUGACCUCACGAGGAAAUGCCUACUCUGGGCUUGGCAGUGGGCCAGGGUCCCCGAGCCGGCCCUUGUUACCUCACUCCAGUGUUCAUUCGCCUCAGGCACUCACGCCUCUUGUAUCGUUGUGGAAACACGGAAUCACCGUCACCUUGUCAUACCUCCUGAACAGGUUUAAAUAAAGCUUUUUGUAAGAAAUGA
Molecule: messenger RNA, 2139 nt
Organism: Vombatus ursinus (common wombat)
Lineage: Eukaryota; Metazoa; Chordata; Mammalia; Diprotodontia; Vombatidae
Gene: PRKAB1
Product: protein kinase AMP-activated non-catalytic subunit beta 1
Exons: 7
Coding region: 202-1026 (274 amino acids)
Biological process (GO): signal transduction
Cellular component (GO): cytoplasm; nucleotide-activated protein kinase complex; nucleus
Molecular function (GO): protein kinase binding
Source: RefSeq, a predicted model, not a curated record